Messenger RNA from Peronospora matthiolae, 627 nucleotides. NCBI's taxonomy places the organism in Eukaryota, Oomycota, Peronosporomycetes, Peronosporales, Peronosporaceae. The record is from the annotation of a GenBank genome assembly.
AUGAAUAUGUUGGACGAUGAAGAUAACCAAAGCUUUCACGCUACGCGUGACGGCUACUCCCAUUUGAGCGAUGUCGAAUGGGAUGCGGUUGAACGAAUGGGUUCGACCAUGGGCAUCCAUGCUGUUAGCGUCAUGCUAGAGGCUCUCAAUAGAGAUGCCCAACAUGCUACUAUCGCCAAGUUCAUUCAAAAUGAACUUGACGCAGAACGCGAGAAAGUAGCCUUGCUUCACCAACAAGGUUUUCAACAAGCAGAGUUGUUGAGAGAACAGGGUGCUCAACAGUUUGAACUGUUGAGACAGCAGCAGGCUGCUGCUGGUGGGUCGAUGCACUCGCGUCGACCCGAAACCUUGAAGAUUGACAUCUCUAAGUAUAGGGGAGUCGAAGAGGACUCCCUCUUGAGAUGGUUCGUCGAAUUGGAUGACGCCAUAAGGGCGCGUCGCAUCGACGACGGGGAUAUGCAAGUUGCAUUUGCCAGUCAAAUCUGGCAGGACGUGCCAAGACUUGGGCACUGGGGCUCAAGUUCCACGACCCAUAUGCGUUUGGGUCGUUGGAAGUCUUCAAGUCGCGGCUCAGACAAACGUUUGAACCGUCUAGAGCUGAGUUCAGGGCUCAAACCGAACUCAUGA